AUGUUUUUGAGUUCACGGUUGAGGGUUUUGAGUGCGGGAUCGAAGAUUAACCCGCGUCUCACAACCGGUUUUGCCUCAAAUCCUCGGCCUUUCGAAGAGAUUCCCGGGCCCAAAUCGCUGCCCCUCAUUGGAACACUCCACAGAUAUCUUCCGGUUGUCGGUGAUUACAGCUUCAAAAAAUUGCACAAAACUGGAGCUAAGAAAUUGGCAGAAUUCGGCCCAUUGGUCCGAGAAGAAAUAGUUCCAGGUGUUCACUUGGUUCUGGUCUUCAAACCCGAAGAUAUUGCCGAGGUUUUCAAAAGUGAGAUCGGAAAAUUUCCGGAAAGACGAAGUCAUCUUGCCCUCAUGAAAUACAGAACUGACAGAAAGGAGAUUUACAACUCUGCUGGAUUAUUACCUACAAAAGGCGAGGAGUGGUGGAGACUUCGUAAAGAAUUCCAGAAAGACCUGAGCAAGCCCCAGAGCAUAGUGAACUACAUUGGAGACAUUGACAAAGUCAUGAAGAAAUUCAUUAGCGUCUGUGGCCCGGGGUUCCACAGAGAUCUUCUGCCUCUCCUCUCGCGGUUGUAUCUUGAACUGACUUGUCUAGUGGUCUUCGACGAGCCUUUGGACGUAUUUUCUGAGGAACAAAUGCUGAGCAAUUCAAAGAGUUCAAAGUUGAUCAAAGCAGCUUUCGAUGCCAACGAUCUCAUCCUAAUUCUAGAUCACUCUCGUCUCUGGAGAUACUUUGAAACCCCAACGUUCAAGAGAUUUCGGGGAAAUCUGGAGAUCAUGCAGGAAGUUGCUAUUGACAUGGUAAUCCGGAAGGCGAAUAAAAUGAAGGAAAAGGGCGUCAGCGAGAAGCCAUCGAUUUUAGAAAAUUAUAUCUGCAAUCCAAAUAUUGAUCUUAAGGACGUGGUGGGAGUGGCUUGUGACAUGCUACUGGCUGGAAUAGACACGACGGCGUACACCUCGUCCUACGCUCUGUACCACGUCUCGAGGAAUAACGAAGUUCAGGAGAAACUUCGAGAGGAAGUGAAGAGACUUCUUCCCGAGGUCGACAGUCCAAUCACGUCGGCUACAAUCAGGGAUGCGACGUACGUGAAGGCUGUAAUUAAGGAGACUUUCAGGUUGAAUCCAAUUUCUAUUGGUGUCGGGAGGAUUCUCCUGUCUGACAUCGUCCUCAGUGGAUAUCUAGUCCCCAAGGGAACUAAUGUUGUAACUCAGAAUCAAGUCGCCUGUCGAUUGCCCGAGUAUUUUCCCGAUCCUGACUCAUUCAAACCUGAGAGAUGGUUGAGAGAGAAUCCAGACUCAAAAGACAUUCAUCCUUAUCUGCUACUGCCUUUUGGCCAUGGCCCAAGAGCCUGCAUUGCGAGAAGAUUAGCAGAGCAAAAUCUACAGCUGUUUUUACUUCGAUUUUUCAGAGCCUACAGUGUGGAGUGGAGAGGAGGAGUCAUUGACUGCCUGUCAGUGCCUCUGAACACUCCAGACGGUCCAAUUGCUCUGGAAUUGACUGAUGAACGGAGGAAAUGACUGAAUCAAUAGGACAAUUGUCACGAAAUUUCGUGAAUGAUUUGAUCCAAUUUGAUUACGUGGAGAAUUCGUGGAGAAAUCGUGGGAUUAUUCAUUUUCAUUCUGGAGAAUUCCGCAUUGUCUGGACGUGGAGAUCGAUACGAGUGGAUGACCCCGAGGAAGCGGUCACGACUGCUUGAACGAACGUUCGUUAAAACUAUAAUGUUACUGAAUUAGACUGGGGAAGUGAGAAAAUUGACGUAAUUUAAUUAUUUCAUUAAAAACCUAUUGAAAACUCGAUUUCAUCGGAUUCCAGAUCAAUCAAUUCAGGAAUUCAUUUAAAAGAAGAAUUCACUAGAAUUUACUCCAAAACUCUUAUCAUUCGAUUAAAUUUUUUACUCAAGGAUAUUUAUUUUUAACAAUUCUAUGAGAAUAAAUUCAUUUUAGUGAGACUUUGGGAAAGUUGAUAUGCAGUGAAUCAGGAAAAAUUCACUUGCCACUCAGAAGAAAAAUCAAACCGAUUUUUUUUUUUGCUACGGGAGAAUCGGUCCCCUGUCGCCAAAAUACAAUAUUCUGAGUCACGUGGGGUGAAAAAUAUUGGACAUCCGUGGAACAAAAUGAAAAAAAAAAGUGUGUGGUGGGAGAGAUUUCUCGGAAACGUGGGCGACAUGCAUGGUAAUACGGUUGUUUGUUAUUGCCCACGCCUUCAUAUGCCCUCACGACGAAAAUUCACUCGAGACAUUUUUAAAAGGAGGCGAACGGUUUUUAUAUCCCAUACACUUUUGGUCAACAUUUUUUACUGUCACUCCAUCGGGAUUUAAAUGGAUUCUUCCUCAUUGACCGCAGCCCACGAUUUUAAACUCGCUCCAUAUAAGUUUUGAUGCAUUUGUGGUACCUCUCGGGAAUUUAAUUGACCAUUGUCUUUAUACAAUAUUUGUUAUGAAUUUAUUAUGAAUUUAUUAUGAAUUUAUCAUAUUAAUGAAUUAAUUAAUUCAAUUAAUCCAGCGUAAAUUGUUCGCGAAAUAUUCUAUAAUUGUUAAUCAUGGA
Messenger RNA from Fopius arisanus, 2538 nucleotides. It is a transcript of the gene dib, whose product is annotated as Cytochrome P450 302a1, mitochondrial. The record is from RefSeq and is a predicted model, not a curated record. The transcript is spliced from 8 exons. Gene Ontology annotation, molecular function: iron ion binding; monooxygenase activity; heme binding. NCBI's taxonomy places the organism in Eukaryota, Metazoa, Arthropoda, Insecta, Hymenoptera, Braconidae. The coding region runs from base 1 to 1512 and encodes 503 amino acids.